UUACGAUUCGAUUUUGACAACACAAAGUGUUCGGGUGGGUGGAUGUUUCCAAAGUCUAAAAAAGAGGCUAAAGUCAGCUGUUUGAAAGUCAUAACAAAGUCGUGCCGAGUGCCGGUUUUGAACUUUUUGAUCAGUGAGCAAAACGUAGUGCAUUUUGAUUCAUUGAGAUAGUUUUUAUUUCUGCAGUGUCAUUGCAUUUUUCAAAUCAUAAAAGUAGUUAAGACUAAGAGAAAAUCAGUUUCAUUAAAAUAUUGACGGUGUUAAAAGGUUAAAGGGAGUAAUUUUUUUUUCAACUCAACCAGCUGCAAGAGAGCAAGUAAAACAAGCAGCAUCAAAUUCGUCUUCACAUUCAUUCAGUGAAGAAGCACUCUCUAUAUUUAGAUCCGGGCCUCCCGCUUGGUUCUUAUCACUGCAACAACAACAACAACAGCAAAAAAUAAAUCCACCUUACAGUGCACGUGCAGACAAUAUAUCGAGAUCCGAAUAGACUGACCAGACCGGGCCAGAGCCGGUGUUCAGCUAUUUCGGCGAAUAGCUUCGAGCCUGAAGAGUAUUAGGAAUGAAAAAUUAUCUUCGGUUCCAAAACUGUGUACGGUCCGGAAUGGGCUGGGUUUGGUUUGCGGUCCUAGCAAUUGGCUUCUGUGUGGCCAGCGAACAGAAACGGAAUUGGUGGCAAGACACGGUCUUUUAUCAGAUUUAUCCUAGAUCGUUCAUGGACAGCGAUGGGGAUGGGAUCGGAGAUUUGCGGGGCAUAACGGGGAAGCUGCAGCACCUGGCCGAUGCGGGUGUAGAAGCCACCUGGCUAUCGCCCAUCUUCCGAUCGCCGAUGGUUGAUUUCGGUUACGACAUACAGGAUUACACUGAGAUACAGCCGGAGUACGGAACAAUGGCCGAUUUUGAAGCCAUGAUGAACGAGGCCAACCGGCUGGGGAUUAAGAUUGUGUUAGAUUUUGUACCCAAUCACAGCAGCGACCAGUGCGAGUGGUUCCAGAAAUCGGUGGCUCGGGAUCCGGAAUACAAAGACUUCUACGUGUGGCACGAUGGGCGAAAGAAUCCGGCCGGGGGUGAUCCGCUGCCACCGAAUAACUGGCAAUCCGUCUUCUAUGGGUCGGCCUGGACGUUCCACCCACAGCGGGGGCAAUUUUAUCUGCAUCAGUUCACCCGACAGCAGCCGGAUCUGAACUUUCGCAACCCGGCCGUGGUAGAGCGCAUGAAGCAGGUGAUGCGAUUUUGGUUAGCCAAAGGAGUGGCCGGCUUCCGGAUCGAUGCCGUCAACCAUCUGUUCGAGGUGGAAGAUUUUCGCGAUGAACCGGAAACGGGCACGGAGAAAGACCCGCUGUCGUACGCGUUCACGUAUCAUUAUUACACCAAAGAUUUAAUGGAAUGCUACGACAUGGUGUACCAGUGGCGAGAAGUCCUGGACCAAUGGCAAGUUGAGAAUGGUGGUGAAACUAGAAUAAUGAUGACUGAAGCCUACGCCAACAUUACAUUUACCAUGAAGUACUACGGUUCCGGCGACGGUUCUCGACAAGGUUCCCACAUGCCGUUCAAUUUUCUGCUGAUAACGGACCUAAACCAGGAUUCAACCGCUCAGGAUUUUGCUUAUACCAUCGAAAAAUGGUUAACAUAUAUGCCGAGGGACAAGGAAGCCAAUUGGGUAAUCGGAAACCAUGAUCAGUCACGGGUCGGUUCAAGAUAUGGAGUAGAACGGAUCGAUGCCAUAAAUAUGAUGCUGAUGACACUCCCUGGCAUCGCGGUGACUUACUAUGGCGAGGAAAUAGGAAUGGUUGAUUACAAAAACAUCGUUGGGGCCCAAAAUAGUUCUCAAAAUGUGUUUAUAGAUUUUUCGAGGGAUCCCGAAAGAACUCCGUUUCAAUGGGAUGGGACUUCAAAUGCAGGAUUUUCGACGGCAGCGAGUACUUGGCUUCCUGUGAAUCCUAACUAUAUAGAAUUGAAUCUAGAAAAACAGAAAACUGCUUCAACAAGUCAUUACAAACUGUACCGGGAUUUGGUCCAGUUGAGGAAACAUGUUACCUUUAGGAAAGGUUCCAUUCAGCUUAUUCCUUACAAUGAUUGGGUGCUAACUUUCGUAAGAGAACUUUCCGGUGAAGACACCUUCGUUACAGUUAUAAACCUGGGACCCCAAGAACAAACCGUGGAUCUAUCAGUGUUUCCCAGACUUUCGAAUGAACUGAAAGUGACGGCAGCUUCAUCAACAUCUUCGUUCAAAGUAGGUGAUACGGUUGAACGAGAAAGGCUUAUCAUUGGGUCAUUCGAUUCUUUGGUGCUGCAGGACAGUCUCCGGCAAGACCGACGGAUUCCGCUGUUGGGCAUCCAGGUUCCCGACCUGGGUUUGCCCCUCAUUGCGGAAAUGGCCAUCAUUGCGUUGAUAUCAUUUGGACUAGGAAUGGGUCUGUGCUACUGCUGUUGCCGAGCAAGAACAAACGGGCUGGAUUCGCAGCGUGAAAUGAAGCCUCUGGUAGCCCGUCGCUCUAUAUGAUUCGUCUAUGGUUGUUUAAGUGAUGUCGUUAUGAGAGAGGUUCGGUGCUUUAACUGUAGAUUGCGCGUGCGAAAUUCAAGCAUUUCUUCUCAACGGUUGCAAUGGGCGUUAAAUCGACUAGCUGCCGGUAGCCUUCUUGAUGUCGGAUCGUGAAGUUCUCUAUAAGUAAACAGGGUCGAUUCACAAUUCGCUACCUAAGGAUUUUUACCUUGAGAUUGCCAGUAACACGAAAUAAACUAAUAAAAUAAUAUGCAUCGCUAUGAGUUUCCGGUUUUAAACGAGUUAU
Uranotaenia lowii is the source of this 2786-nucleotide messenger RNA. RefSeq names its product maltase 2-like. Gene Ontology annotation, biological process: carbohydrate metabolic process. NCBI's taxonomy places the organism in Eukaryota, Metazoa, Arthropoda, Insecta, Diptera, Culicidae. The record is from RefSeq and is a predicted model, not a curated record. The transcript has a single exon. The coding region runs from base 560 to 2500 and encodes 646 amino acids.